Molecule: messenger RNA, 730 nt
Organism: Aspergillus caelatus
Lineage: Eukaryota; Fungi; Ascomycota; Eurotiomycetes; Eurotiales; Aspergillaceae
Exons: 1
Coding region: 61-639 (192 amino acids)
Source: RefSeq, a predicted model, not a curated record
CAAGAUGCGAUCGGUGUUUCGUCACGGAGCUAUAAUGCAUUCCUUAAAUUGAGUGGCAAAAUGAAAGGGAGCGAGUCCAACACGUAUCUCUACGCUCACCGGUUCUUUGUCAAGCGGGAGCUGCAGGGCAUUACGGAACCCAAGAAGAAGCCAGUUAGCAAGCAGGCGAAAUUGGAUACCCAGAAGAAAUACGAUGUCAGCGGGGUUCACCUUCCUGGAGAGGAGGAAGGCAAGGUAGAGGUCUAUGAUUCAUGCGACGUGGUCCGAAAGAAGAUCCAUGCCUAUUUGCGGGAUGCGAACGUUACUAAAGCCGGCUUUCUCAGGGAGAUUGUGAAGACCUACCCGCCAGAACAAGGUGUGAAGUUCCAAGGCAACUCUUUGACCCGGUUUCUGGAUAUGUCCGGUGCCAACUCGGGCAACACGAACGCUGUCUUCUACGCCGCUUAUGUUUUCUUUGAGAAGCUACGUAUCCGUGAUGGUCAGCCCAAGACCAAGUUUCGCGAAGAGAUGGAAAAGAUCUGGCGCCCUCAUGGUGGAUUCGAUAUCACAACCCCUCACCAUAGGGGAUAUUGGUGCCAUGCUAGCGAAUUUGUGUAUGUCAAUAAGUACGGUCAGGCGGAGUUCGGCAAAAGGCGUUGAUUUGUACUUUCUAGGAUGUAUGAAACUCAAUACUUGCUUAGUUAUAUACCUUCAUCUUUGUAUAAUAUAUUUGGAUCAUUGCUUUGUCUAG